Messenger RNA from Zychaea mexicana, 850 nucleotides. RefSeq names its product thioredoxin-like protein. Lineage: Eukaryota; Fungi; Mucoromycota; Mucoromycetes; Mucorales; Lichtheimiaceae. Bases 27 to 746 code for a protein of 239 amino acids. The record is from RefSeq and is a predicted model, not a curated record. Gene Ontology annotation, cellular component: cytoplasm. The transcript is spliced from 5 exons.
AUUUAAGCCUCUUGUACUUGACUACGAUGUCUGCUACUACCAGUUCCGCCACUGCCGAGAAAAACAUUGUUGUAUACAACAGUGCGAUAUCACCUUUUGGACACCGUGUGCUUAUGGCUUUGAAGCUAGUUGGGGCAAAAUAUGAGCUCGUUACUAUCAAUAUGCAAGAAAGAGAUGAGUACAGAAAGAUUAAUCCUGAAGGCAAAGUACCUGCCGUCAAAUACGGCGAAGCAUUGAUUCCCGAAUCCAUGGUGAUAAUUGAACUACUCCAUGAACUGUAUCCUGAAGCCAGACUAUUCACUACAGACCCUGUCAAGAAUGCAAAGAUGAGGUUCGUUAUUCGACUGUUCGAAGAUCAAAUUCUCCCGGCCUAUGGUCAGUUAUUUGGUAACCCGCCCGUUACCAAGGAGAGGCUCGACAGUGCUCUUGAAAUCAUCCAUAAAUUUUAUAAACGCUUGAAUGAGCUUCUUCUCGAACAGUCGCCAUCAGGCCCAUACUUUUUGGGAACGGAAUACUCAAGUGUGGAUAUCGCUCUCACGCCUUUCAUAUCUACUAUGGGCACUUUCACGAAAUUUUUGACUGGUCAAGAUCUAACUGUUUUGAAUGAGCUGCCUAGACUGCGUGAUUACCUCUCUGCUGUUGUCGAACAUCCGGUUUCAAAGGAGACAACGUUUUUGGACGACGAAGAUAAAGUCAAUGCCGUUGUUACAGAACACUUUAAAGUCACAAAAAACAUGUUUACCUGAUAUGAUGAAUGCUACAGUACUGCAUCUUGUAUCAUUUGCAUUAUGCCAACGUAGAACAUGUAUAUCUUACAGUUAACAUACAGUAUAUGAUUAAAAGAGUUUGU